CAAAUUGGACCAAAUAGCUGCUGCAGCUUAGGACUUCCUCAGUAGGAACUCAUCUAGCAACAUCUCGAGGAAGAAUGCCGCCACGUAGAGGUGCACGCCGAGGAGGUGGCAGGGGAGGCAGAGGAGCCGGUCGUGGCCAACCGGCGGAGCAACCUGCCGCGCCGCCAGUCAACCCCGACGUACCAGUCAACCCUAAUGCACCGGUCACUCAGGCGGAUCUCGCCGCAAUGGAGCAGCGUUACCAGGCCAUGCUGCAAGCUGCUCUAGCGCCGUUCCUCGCUGCUCAGCAGAACCAGGCCGCCCCUGUUCAGGACCAGCCUGUAGUCCCUCCAGCCCCUGUUCAGGACCAGCCCGUCAUCCCUCCAGCCCCGGUGGAAGCUCAGCCGGUGCCAGUACAACUGUCAGCUGAGGCCAAGCACUUGAGGGAUUUUAGGAAGUACAACCCGAAGACUUUCGACGGAUCCUUGGACAACCCCUUUAGAGCCCAGCUGUGGUUGACAUCCAUAGAGACGAUCUUCAGGUACAUGAAGUGCCCAGAAGACCAGAAGGUGCAGUGUGCAGCUUUCUGUUUGGAGGAUAGGGGGACUGCCUGGUGGGAGACUGCUGAGAGGGCGCUGGGAGGAGAUGCCAGCAAGAUCACAUGGGAGCAGUUCAAGGAGAACUUCUAUGCUAAGUUUUUCUCCGCCAAUGUGAAGCACGCCAAGCUGCAAGAGUUCCUAAACUUGGAGCAAGGCGACAUGACGGUGGAGCAGUACGACGCCGAGUUCGAUAUGCUGUCCCGCUUUGCUCCCGAUAUGGUAAGAGAUGAGGCCGCCAGGACUGAGAGAUUUGUUAAUGGCCUCAGGUUAGACCUCCAGGGUUUUGUACGAGCUCUUCGACCAACCACUCAUGCGGAUGCUCUACGCAUAGCACUGGAUCUGAGCCUGCAUGAGAGAGCUGGUCAAUCUAAGGUUGUCGGCACAGGGUCAGCCUCGGGACAGAAGAGGAAGGCGGAGGCGCGGCCCGACGUAGUACCACAGCAGACUCCGAGGUCAGGAGGUGUCUUCCAGAGACACCGUCGGGAGCUGGCAGCAGCUGGGAGAACUUUGAGAGAGCUACCCACUUGUACUACCUGUGGGAAGGUCCAUGGAGGACAAUGUUUAGCUGGGAGUGGAGUCUGCUUCAGGUGCAGGCAGCCGGGGCACACUGCUGAUGCGUGUCCUCGGAAACCCUUAGAGACGACGCCACGUCAGCCUUCUGCUCCCCAGCAGGGGAGAGUCUUUGCCACGAACCGGCAGGAGGCCGAGCGAGCUAGUACGGUGGUGACAGGUAGAGGACGAGGUAAGGGCAAAGGCAAGCUGGCGAGCGACGUGAAGUGACCGUGGCGAGCCAUAGGGGUUUUCCUGCUUCCGCACAUGUUUUACUUUACAGUUAAAUUCAUGUUUCGGCUUUCUGCAUAUUUACUUUGGUUAUUUUUGUAGAUAGGGCCCGCUUAGGGAUUUUAAACUUAACUCGUAUUUCUACAUGUUACUUUAACUAUCUUUCAUAAAUAAAUUUGCUAGAUUUCUUUGCAUUUAUUUACACCA
Messenger RNA from Cucumis melo (muskmelon), 1565 nucleotides. RefSeq lists its product as uncharacterized. The coding region runs from base 75 to 1358 and encodes 427 amino acids. NCBI's taxonomy places the organism in Eukaryota, Viridiplantae, Streptophyta, Magnoliopsida, Cucurbitales, Cucurbitaceae. The transcript is spliced from 3 exons. Gene Ontology annotation, biological process: proteolysis. The record is from RefSeq and is a predicted model, not a curated record. Gene Ontology annotation, molecular function: zinc ion binding; nucleic acid binding; aspartic-type endopeptidase activity.